AUGGCCGACUCCUUCAGCCUUCCGCUGCGCCCGCUCAUCGAGAAGCGCGACCGCCCCGACACUCUCCCUCUCGAGAUCGCCCAGAUCAACGCCCGCUGGGGCUCCUUCCGCGACGUCAACGAGGACACCCUCCGCGCCAAAAUCGAAGAGGACAAGAACCGCGACCCGUAUUCCGACGACGAUGAGGCCGAAAAAGCCGCCGAGGAUGUGGACUCGACCGAGCGCAUGGAGCAAUUGUACAAGCGGCGCGCCGAGAUCCAGCAGUUCGCUAUGCAGGCGCAUAUGGAAACCCUGUUCGCGUUGGACUUUGUUUCGCUUCUGCUCUCCAAGCAUACCCCCCGUCAGGCCGAGACGUCUAUGUCGACCUUCUUGAAACAGGUCGCCCCCCUCGGUUCGCUGAACUCGGAAAUCGUCAACCCGCCCCCGAAGCCGGAUGCCGUCGGUCAGGAUAUUAAGGCCGUUUCGCGCGGCUGGAGGUUGCAGAAUUUCAACGCUGCCGCGAAUAAGUUGCUCAAGUCGGCAACGCGGUUGGAGACGGAGGUCGCUUCGGAGAGCAAGUACUGGGAGGAGGUGCUGGCGGUGAAGGAGAAGGGCUGGAAGGUCUGCAGAUUGCCGCGGGACAGACAGGCGUUGGGGGUACAAUAUGGGUUUAUGGAAGCUACGCCCAUCUUCCGAGACCGCGGUCUUGCGGCUUUGCGGAGAGCCGACGAUGGAAGCCUCAUAUUGGAUAAGGGAUUGGCGCCUCAGAAGACGCGGACAGUGCGGGUGCGUGUGAAGCAUCAUGAUCGGUUUACCGGCUGCUCCAAGGUCCGGUCGUCGCCUGAGGUGGAUUCGAUCGAGAGUAGGAUUUUACAGGCGCGUGACACGGUCUACGAGGAGGAGCUGUUCCAUGAGUUGGUGCGUGAAGCGCGGAUACUGGGCAGCCAGCGCGUCACGACCCGUCAGAAUCUGGUCCGGUUCCCGAUAUCCGAGGAACAGGAGGUCCUGCUGGACCUGGUGGAUGCGGACCAAGAUGCGUCCGCGGAUGACAGCAUGGAGUCGACGGAGCAUGAUGCUCUUGCGGACGCGCUUUCUCAUUCCAUUCGUAUCCUGCUCGCAUAUGCACACCGCCAGAACCUGCGACGAAGGACACAACCGCCGCCUCCCCUCUCCCAGAAACGCCGACACACACCGGAGUACCACCUGCUGCGCCCGAUCAUGGCGUACCUCCAGCACAGCUCCCAUGUCCGAUCGAUGGAGACUUUCCUGACCGAUAUUUACCGGGUCCAGAAGGCAGCGGGACUGACGUGCGACUUCCACGCGGCACCGUUCUCAUCCGUCAAGUUGUCCAGGAUGCAUCCCUCCCUCCCCAAGGUCGAGGGGCUGGUCCAACAGUUCCUGAUGCCCUUCGAGUCCACCUUCUCCGGAACCCUGGCCACCCCGCAAAGUUCCUUCAAAGUCCGAAUCCGCACCAACCCCGUCGCCCCGCCAUUCGGCACCCUGUACGACAUCUCCGUCAACCUACCGCAUUACCCCCACGUCCAGCCCCCGAGUCGCAUCGGGCUACAGAAAGAAGCCGCAGACGUCCUCACGCAUUUCGCCAUGUUGGAGAUCGUUGCGGCCAUUCAGGCCCAUGGCUCCAAGCUAGCCAAGGAUAGCCCCAAGAAAGACGUCACCGCACCCCUGACCUGGGAAGCGGCAUACCCGCACCACGGCGAGCUGCUGGCGCUCUCGAGUGCCGGCCAGAAUAAGAAGUUAAAAAUCAGCCUGUCGCAGAAGGAACUAACGGUCGAGGCGUAUUCCAUGCGCGGGCUGGACGGCUUUGCCCGGUCGGCGGGUGCCCAGUCCCCGAAGCUGCGGUCUCAGACCUGGGUCCCGGACCAGGCGGGCCCUGUGGCUAGCUUGAUGGACUUUGUUACUGAGGUGUCGCGGGACCAGUCGUGA
Messenger RNA from Aspergillus heteromorphus CBS 117.55, 1923 nucleotides. RefSeq names its product mediator of RNA polymerase II transcription subunit 17. The record is from RefSeq and is a predicted model, not a curated record. Bases 1 to 1923 code for a protein of 640 amino acids. NCBI's taxonomy places the organism in Eukaryota, Fungi, Ascomycota, Eurotiomycetes, Eurotiales, Aspergillaceae. Gene Ontology annotation, cellular component: mediator complex; core mediator complex. The transcript is spliced from 3 exons. Gene Ontology annotation, biological process: regulation of transcription by RNA polymerase II. Gene Ontology annotation, molecular function: transcription coregulator activity.